Messenger RNA from Lodderomyces orthopsilosis Co 90-125, 837 nucleotides. RefSeq lists its product as uncharacterized. The coding region runs from base 1 to 837 and encodes 278 amino acids. NCBI's taxonomy places the organism in Eukaryota, Fungi, Ascomycota, Pichiomycetes, Serinales, Debaryomycetaceae. The transcript has a single exon. The record is from RefSeq and is a predicted model, not a curated record.
AUGUGGACGAGGCCCAUCAUCUCCGUUAUGAUAAGCCUUUUGAUAUCACUUAUUCCAAGGUCAAAAGCACACAUAAUGGAAGAACACAAGGUUUCCAAAAUUAACUCAGAGGAGGUUCAUUCCUGGAUAUUCACCGAUGAGGAGCAUUUACUAUCAUCCAAAUUAUGGAGAGCUUUGGAAGAAACAGAUGUGGAGUUCAACAAAACAACAAUACAUUUGAAUGAAACUAAUCAAAUGUUUGUUCUUUCUUCAACCAACCCCUUGACAUUCUAUGAAUUUGAAGCAGGGGACCCAAAUACAUUUUCAAAUACCGUUCCUGUCACAGGAUGUUUACGAAUGGUUAAUAAUACAUCAAGUAUAACAUAUAUCGAUGCUCAAGGAUACUCCCUUUCUACUCCACCAGGGUUAUCAGUCGGAGUUUCUUUGUUGUUAGUAAGUUUAGCCAAUGACUAUGGAUUUGACGGUUUAGGAACUAAGCUUUAUAUGAGCAACACUGUCAUCUGUCGUGCGGGUGUAGGAGAAACAAUACAGAUUCAGAAGAAAUUGAAAUUUACCUCGUUCCCAAAAGCGAGAUUGAAAAAGCUCAUUUGGAAGAAGAGAAAGGCAAAGUCGAUAAUAGAAAAAGUGAAAGAUGUAUUCAAGAAAAAGGAGCCGGAUGUGGAUAUGAAAGCUGCUAGUCUUGGUGGUUGGACAGAGGGUAAAUGGGAGGAUAUUUAUACGUUGUACAAGUACAAAAAGUUGGGAUUAUUGUUUUUCAAUUUGAAUGAGUUGAAACAUGAAAAGCCAUUUUGUGAGAGCAGACGAGAUCACUUACAAUGCCUGGUUUUGAGUCGUUGA